Populus nigra (black poplar) is the source of this 1819-nucleotide messenger RNA. RefSeq names its product NAC domain-containing protein 35-like. The coding region runs from base 261 to 1463 and encodes 400 amino acids. The record is from RefSeq and is a predicted model, not a curated record. The transcript is spliced from 4 exons. NCBI's taxonomy places the organism in Eukaryota, Viridiplantae, Streptophyta, Magnoliopsida, Malpighiales, Salicaceae. Gene Ontology annotation, molecular function: DNA binding. Gene Ontology annotation, biological process: regulation of DNA-templated transcription.
UUCUUCCUCUCUCCAAAUAUUUUAAGAGAUAGAAAGAGAUAUAUAGACGGGGAGAAGAGUAAAUUUUUGGGCAUAUAUAGUACCAAAUUUUAACCAUGAUAUCACUAAUCUUAACAUAUAUCCAUACCCACUUGCCCUCGCACACGCAGCAGCACCACUCAAUUCGUACAAUUCUCUCAAGUAUAAAUUAGAGGGGAGGCCAAACCAAAACUAGAUUUAUUUCAUAACCUUAAUUACUAGUUGGUCUUUCUUUCUAGUUUAUGGCAAUUGCAGCAACCAUGAGCCACAACACAAACAACGAGCAAAACAACAACAAUAACGAUUGCAACAGCAACAGCAACAACAAAGAUGAUGACCAUGAGCAUGACAUGGUUAUGCCAGGAUUUCGUUUCCAUCCAACUGAAGAAGAACUUGUCGAGUUCUACCUUCGCCGUAAGGUUGAGGGCAAACGCUUCAAUGUGGAACUCAUUACUUUCUUAGAUCUUUAUCGCUAUGAUCCUUGGGAACUUCCUGCUUUAGCAGCUAUUGGAGAGAAAGAAUGGUUCUUCUAUGUCCCUAGAGACAGGAAAUAUCGAAACGGGGAUCGACCCAAUCGUGUGACUACUUCUGGCUACUGGAAGGCAACAGGAGCUGACCGGAUGAUCCGAACUGAGAAUUCAAGAUCAAUUGGUUUAAAGAAAACCCUAGUUUUCUACUCCGGGAAAGCUCCUAAAGGAAUCCGAACUAGUUGGAUCAUGAAUGAAUACCGGUUGCCACACCAUGAAACUGAACGAUACCAAAAGGUUGAAAUAUCACUUUGCCGCGUCUACAAGAGAGCUGGAGUAGAAGAUCAUCCGUCCCUCCCUCGUUCACUUCCAUCACGGGCAUCCUCAUCGAGGGGGCCUCAAUCUGACAAGAAACACCAAAGUCAUCUCACGUUGGAAAGAUUUCAACCUUUUGUAGGACAAUCAUCACAACAAAUUGAAAUGGAAAAGAUGAGUGAAACAGAUGCAAGCAGCAGCUCAGAUGUCACAACUGCUCUUGGACUCUCCAAGCAUAACAGUAACGCAUACCAUCCAACCCCUCCAAUUAGCAACUCACUUGGACUUCCAGCUUCAGUAGGAGAAGGAAUGUUUCUAAACCUGCCCAAGCAAGCUUCCAGCUCUUUAUUCCCUAGUUUCACUAAUCUAUUCUCUGUUACAUCCUCCGUAUCGUCGAGUCCAGUAGAUGAUCUGCAUAGACUACUUAACUACCAACAAGCUAGCAUUAAUCAUCAUCAUCAGCAGCAGCAGCAGCAACAAUUUUAUCUUCUUCAACAACCACAACACCAAUCCUCACAGCUUUCUAGUAUGACACCACAAACAUCGCAGCAGCUGCCUCUCAACAUGCUACCAGAAUUGCUACCACCCACCUUUCCAGACAGACUAUGGGAGUGGAAUCAAAUGCCAGAAGGAAAUAGAGACUUCAAUAACGCAUUCAAGUAACCAAUGGAGUGCACAUAUAUAGGGUUUAAAUGGUGGUGCACGUACUUUGAUUACUUGAAGUGAAUUUUGUUUGGCCUGGCUACAAAGUUUGUGUCUAAAGAUUGAGAUUGGUGGCUUUAAAAAUACCCAGGCUGUGUCUAAAGAUUGAGAUUGGGGGCCUCUCUCUAUUCAUUUUCUUUUUAAUUGUCCCUAGCAAGUGUAAAAACUAAACAAUGUUUACUGUUUGUAGAAGGAAACACUAUUUAGACUGGUAAAUUUCCUUCCCCAAAAUUUCUUGUAAUGGUCCUCACAAAUGUGUUAGCCUACAACAUUGAAGAGUUUAACUAAUAGAAAAGGAUUCCUCUCUCUCUCUAAAA